GCGGGCUAUUAGACAAAACCAUAAGCUUCCACUGGUUUUCAAAAAAAGAUGAAGGAGUUUCACCAUGGGCAAACAAAAAUGGAACUGUAGAAAAUAUUAAUAAAAAACGAGCUCUGGCAAUAAAUCUAAAAAUGGAUAAACAAACAUUAAUAAAAAGGCCGAGAAUUUAUUCCAAGCAUUUUACUGUCCCAGGUAUUUUUUAACGAUAUAAUAAUUCAAUUAUAGGUACAUUUUCCAUAGAAAUUUAAAGUAUUUUUUGUAAGAAAUGAAUGACCUAUUCUGAAGUAGUUUUUACUUUAACAUUACAGUGUUUAGGGUCUUAUCUAAAUAAUAAGUUUCAAUUUAUGUUAUAUAGGUGUACAAAAAAUAACCAGGAGACUAAAAAAAAAAUGCCAUACCAACUCAGAACUCACCAAAAUCUGUUGUUUAUCAGCCUUCACCAAAAAAAAAAAACCCCAAAGAUGUAUUAGAAAUCAUAGUUUAAUAACUAAGCAAAAUUGUAAGGUAAUUAAUUUUUAACUUUAAUAUUUAUAAAGUUUAAAAUACUUUUAAAUAACUUAGUUUGAUAUUUAAUAGUAUGUGAAGAAUUUGGAUUUUUUUUUUGUACUAGGAAAUUUAACACAUGGUGAUGAUACAGUUCCAACACAAUCAGUUGAUAAAAGUGGCAAUCCAAUAAACAAAAAAUUCCAUAUUCUUAGAAUCAUAGAUGAUAUAGGACUGAAAUAUCUAAAACUAGAGAUUUUGCAAUUCAAGUGUCUACAGGCGAAAUUGAAAAUACCAUUUACAACUAUUUUAGAAACAAAAGCAAAACUAAUAACCAUGACGGGCAUCUUUUAA
Messenger RNA from Cinara cedri, 837 nucleotides. Lineage: Eukaryota; Metazoa; Arthropoda; Insecta; Hemiptera; Aphididae. The record is from the annotation of a GenBank genome assembly.